AUGUCCGUCCAAACUGGCCACGAACUCUACCAUGAAUUGACUCCUUUGUACUUCCGUUACAUCCACAAUGUGGCCCAUACCAUGUUUCACGAAGCAAACUUCAUGCAUCGAUUAUAUGAAAGCAAAGCGCCACCCAUUUUGGUUUAUGCCAUGUACUCACUUGCUGCGAGGUUUUCCAACCACCCACAUUACGAGGAAACUGCCCGUGGUCAGCGUGGAAAGCUAGGCGCCUCCGCAGUGGAGAGUCUCAUCCACCAGUCUAUCACGACACCCAGCCUGGAAACAAUACAGGCCUUGAUAUUAAUCGGCUACUACUACGGCGGGGAAGGCAACACGAAAGCCAAGCACAUUUAUAGUGGACUCGCUAGAUUGCAUGCGGAAGCUCUGGGGAUGCCCAAUAUUCCAAAGGAUGCCACUAUCAUGCGCCAGGAGGAGUAUCGUCGUACUUGGCUCUCUAUCCAUAUUGCAAGUCAUUGGACAGCAACAGAUAUGUCUAUUGAGUCUGUGUCAUUUGCACAUGGCCCGGAAUUUACGCCACUGGAAGUCGAUGAUGUGACAUUUGCUAGUCUCGACCCAGAUCCGCCACAGAUAACUUCACCGUGCAAUAUGUGGGCGCAUAUGGCCAAGACACUCGAAAUUUUCAACAGAACCAGUGCACUUCUUCGACAGCUAAGCCAAGGUCUGAUACCAUUUGGUGAUUAUUGCAUAGAAGCAACGGGACUAGAACACAGCCUGGAUAAGUGGGAGCAAAACUUGCCUCCAAAUUUACAAUACAACAUGGAAAAUAUCCUAUCCUGCGUCAAAAAUCGGCUUGGUCGAACAUUUCUAGCAAUGCAUAUUGGCCGUCACCACUUCCGCCAAAUGCUCUUCUUCCCUUUCCUCGAUGCACGCAGCAACCGGGAUACACCAAAUUUUUCACAAGGAGCAGCCCAAUGCAAACAGAGCGCAAGCACCGUCUCCGAAAUAAUAAAAAAUAGCACAGAUAUCGACGGCUGCGAUCUGAACUAUUUCAUUUAUGGCCACAUUGCUGUGAUCAGUUCUUGCGUCCACCUUCACGCAUUGCUCUUUAGUGACAACGCCGAGGAACUUACGAUGGCACGACAACAACUCGUCUCGAAUUUUGAGUACUUGAUGAGAAUCAAAUCAUAUUGGCCUGUGGUGGAUCAUUCUGUAGCACGACUACGCAAGUUCCAAAACUCUUGCCAGGAUGCGAUAUCAGAUCCAUUCGUGCUCGAUAAUUGGAUGUCUCGAUUCCUGACUGAGCAUUCUUCCGAUCUCUCUGAGCGCCAGAUGCCAAUAAUGCAGCCUGAGGAAGUUAUAGAACAGAACAUUACACGUCAUAAGAGCGCAGAUAUUGAUUUCACUGCGGAACAUCCAGAACUGACUGGCGCUCCCCAAGCAAUCGAUAAUCUAGAAAUUGGUUCUGAGGUGCAGGGUCUAUCUGACCUGUUACACGACGAAAAUGUGACAAGCGAAGCUCUUGUUAACCAUGCCAUUGACUGGCUACUGGAGUAA
This is a messenger RNA of Penicillium antarcticum, 1515 nucleotides long. Its product is annotated as putative C6 transcription factor. NCBI's taxonomy places the organism in Eukaryota, Fungi, Ascomycota, Eurotiomycetes, Eurotiales, Aspergillaceae. Gene Ontology annotation, molecular function: DNA binding; zinc ion binding. Gene Ontology annotation, biological process: DNA-templated transcription. The coding region runs from base 1 to 1515 and encodes 504 amino acids. The transcript has 2 exons. The record is from RefSeq and is a predicted model, not a curated record. Gene Ontology annotation, cellular component: nucleus.